Messenger RNA from Coregonus clupeaformis (lake whitefish), 1355 nucleotides. RefSeq lists its product as uncharacterized. The transcript is spliced from 6 exons. Lineage: Eukaryota; Metazoa; Chordata; Actinopteri; Salmoniformes; Salmonidae. Bases 74 to 808 code for a protein of 244 amino acids. The record is from RefSeq and is a predicted model, not a curated record.
GCCCCAGCAGUAGAGGUGUUCUGCUCUGGCUGUACUAUCGUCUCAAGUGUCUCUGCUCCAUCUCUCUCUCACUAUGUCUGUCCAGCUGGUUGUAGCUCUCCUGGCUCUAGGUUUUCUGAGUGCUGCAUCUGCACCGGUCUGUAAAGAACUGGUCAAACCCCUGGUUCUGGAGGACCAUACUGAGAUCUAUGGCAAAUGGGUGUAUGUGAUGGGGUCUGCGGAUCAUUCAGUCUUCCAAAACGCUUUGGGGACUCUGAAAAGCUCCUGGAUAGACCUUUCGGCUACAUCUGACCAUCAAGUAGUCACAUUACGUUGGGGAGACCGCAUUGAUGGCAAAUGCGUCGUGGGUGCAACAAAUGCUACCAUCUCCGGCACAACCUCCACAGUUCACAUUCAUUCGUCUGAACACAAAGGUCAGUACCUGGAGACCUGCCCUGACUGCCUGCAAUGGUCAGACACCUCUCGUAGUGGAGACAUCACUGGCAGAUACCUGCUCCUGUUUACAAGGUCAGGGAAAAUGGAUCUCACAUACUUGGACACCUAUAAGAAACAGGCAGAGUGCCUGAACUUCCCAGAGACACAUCACACCUAUGAUGGAGAAACAGAGCUGUGCCCUGAUGACAAGGAGAAGGUGGUGGAAAAGGAUACAAUGGAGGAGAAGCCGACUACAGUGGAGAAGACUACAGUGGAGGAGGCGACUAUGGAGGAGAAUCCGACUACAGAGAAGACUACAGAGGAAGAGAAGACUAUGGUGGAGGAGACUAUGGAGGAGAAUCCGACUACAGAGAAAGAGAAGAUUACAGAUUGAGCAAGAGAACCAGAUCCUCACUGUUUUGCCCAACAAAAACAUCCCUUUAGUGGAACUUUGAUCCCAGAACUAUCUAACCAAAUACGACACAUACUUUCAUUCACUUUAAAUCAUGUCUUACAUACACAUGAUGAUAUUACCAUGUAAUGUUAAAAAAUGCUAACGUUUUACCUUGAAUUGUUUUCAUGUCUUUUUACUGUUUAUUUGAUAAACACAGUGAUAACAGUUCAAAUAUAACUGUUCAAACAGACAUUUAAAUAAAGACAUUCAAACUAAUUUUGUAACUUUUCCCAUUGAAGUAAUAAGAUCUGAAUAAAAUGUAACAUGGUUAUACAAUGUAAAUCUUCCUGAACACGUCUAGGUUAGUGAGGAGUUAAGAAAUCAGACAACCGCCAACUACUUUCAUACUUAACUUGAAACGUGUAGAGACAUAGCCACUGUAAACUAUUCAUGUUAAUACUGCGGUUUUGAGACAAUGCAUGGACUAUUUCUAAAACGUUUUUAUAGUAAUAUACAGGUAACUGCCAAAAUAAAGGAAACACCAACA